Molecule: messenger RNA, 1869 nt
Organism: Musca vetustissima
Lineage: Eukaryota; Metazoa; Arthropoda; Insecta; Diptera; Muscidae
Product: transcription factor grauzone-like
Exons: 4
Coding region: 1-1869 (622 amino acids)
Cellular component (GO): nucleus
Molecular function (GO): zinc ion binding
Source: RefSeq, a predicted model, not a curated record
AUGGAUAUUUGCCUUCUAUGUUUGGAGCUUAAGCAGGAAACGCCACAGUAUAUACCAGUGGCGUCCGAACAAUGGCACGAAGAGAAAAUUGGAGAAAUAAUUGAGAAACAUUUUUGGCCUUUGAAACACAUUGCUUCUCAUUCAUGGCUUUGUAUGAAUUGCUGGAACACGCUAAAGGAAUUCCAUGAGUUUUAUUUACACAUCGAAGAUAGCCACAGGUCUUUGAUGUCCCUAUUAAAGCUAGAACCACAAGAAUAUGAAAUUAAUAUUGAAAUUGACACAAACAGAAUGGAUAAAUUGGAAACAAAUGAUAAGGACAAUAAUGACUCAUUCAAAGAAAGCUUAGCAGAAUCAAUCAGCAAGGACCCAAAAAACUUAACCGAUUUGGUAACUACGAAAAGUGAAGUGAAUAAUCAAGAACAGAUAAUGGAAAAUGAAGAGGAAAACGAUGAAUUGAAAAACAAACCCAGGACUCGUAGAAGUAAAGAUCCCCUGCAGACAACGUUGAAUAGAAAAAAUAAACCCAAGCAACGAAAAUCCAAAAGAACAGCAAGGCAAGAAAAAAUUAAGAAUAACCUUGAGAAAGAAGAAGAGAUUCAAAAUUCAAAAGAAACGAAAUUUGCCAACAGCGAUGAUAAAAAAAAUGAUAAAGUCCAAAUUACAGAAGAGGGAAUUUAUUGUGAUGGUGAAAAAGCUAACAUAGAUGUUGAAACUAAUGAAAAUGUUGACAAUUUGGAUGUUGGUUUAGAUUCAUAUUUAAACAAUUCCGACAAUGAAAUGGAUGAAGGUGACAAUAAUGCCAAUACUCAAGAAUCAACAUUUAUUUAUCCUCCUAAAACCAAACAAGAAGAAGCUGAUGCAUUUCUAACAGAGAAUAUUAAAAUCACAUGCGAUAUUUGUCAAUUGGCUGUGAAAACAUUUUAUGAGCUAUGUAAACAUUUCGUGCAAGAACAUCAACAGCCAGGCUAUGUGAUAUGCUGUAAAAAGAAAUUCUCUAGUCGUAGCCUAUUGGUCGAUCAUGUUCAUUGUCAUCGAGACCCAAACUAUUUUAAAUGCAAUUUAUGUGAUAAAGUGAUGGCUGAUCGCUUUUGUUUGAAAAAUCAUUUUAAAAAACAUCAGGUUAAAAUCCGAUCACAUAUAUGCGAUACAUGUGGGAAGGCAUUUACACAUCCCACGAAUUUGAAGAGGCACAAAUUGUUACAUAUACCCGAUGAAGAAAAGAAAUACUCUUGUUCAGAAUGUGGUAAACUUUUUGCUGACAACACGCUUUUGGCAAAUCAUUUUCGCUUUGUACAUAUGAGGAAAUAUGCACACGUAUGUGAUAUUUGUGGAACAAAACUAAGUGGCAAGGAUGCGCUGGAACGUCAUCAACUGAAACAUAAAGGUGCGGAACGGCCCACUGUAGCCUGUAAUAUUUGUGGCUUGAAAAUGAUUGAUCCAAGUUAUCUGAAGCGCCAUAUUGCAACGCAACAUCCGGAGGAUGGUAAAAAGGAAUUUAAAUGCCAUUUGUGCCCGAAAGUAUCGCCAACAUUAAAAUCUCUCAAAAGGCACAUUGUGUUCAAACAUGAGACCGGUUAUGAUUUCAAGUGUUCAAUAUGUGAUAAGGCUUUUAAGAAAUCAUCUACAUUGAAGGAACACAUGGCUGCCCACUCUGGCACCGCUUUAUACACAUGCCCACAUUGUCCAAAAACUUUUAAUUCAAACUCCAAUAUGCAUCAUCAUCGCAAAAAAAUCCAUCCCAAAGAAUGGGAAGAAACUUGUCGCGCCAGAUAUUCUGGCAAUUUGCCACCUAAUUACAAAGGUCCUGAAACAACAACCGAUGAAAUUGAGAAUCAAACAAUGUCUUAUCAAUUUGAUGUUUUUAUAUAG